AAAACAAUUCAACAGCUGAUUGUUAUUCUUAUCAAGUGCUAAUAAUUUUGCUUAAAGACUUUUUAAUUUGUAAAGAAGUUCGAAAUAAUAUUUAAAAUGUCGGGGCCUUACAAUUGGCAAAAGUCUACAGAGCGACAAAAUGCGACGCAAUCUCAAUUAGUAGCAAACAGCUACGAUAUCCUAGAGCGAAGCUCUGCGAGCAUACAGCGAUCCAAUCAAGUUGCAAUUGAAACUGAACAGAUAGGCACUGAAGUAUUAUCUGAAUUAAAUGAGCAACGGGAAUCUUUAUUGCGUUCUACGCGGCGGCUUCAAGACGCAGACGCAGACAUUGUGCAAUCAGGAAGCGUUAUAAGAAAACUGCGACGCGAAGUGCUUUAUAAUAAAUUAAUUUUAGUUGUCAUUAUAAUUUUAGAAAUGUGUAUAUUAGCCGGAUUGCUAGUGCUCAAAUUUGUACAUUUUUAGCCUGAUAUUAAUAAGGCAAAGGAAUUGAAUACUCUUGUAAAGGAAACCGCAAUGACACAGACACCUUUCAAAACAACUAUAGCAUGGCGUAGAAAAUCUAUAUAACCGAAAACCAGAACCGACCACCAGAAAAAUAUUUGGUGAAAAACACAACAUAAAAUUAACUAAGCUUUACUCGAAAUCUUUCAAUUCAUUACACACAAUUCUUUUUAUUAAACAUUUAUGUAAACAACAUUUUUCCUAGAGCAUAAGCUAAACCAAUAUUUCCGAGUGCGUUUACGCUAAAAGUAGUGCAACAUUUCUAAGAAAUCUGUAUUUUUAUAUGUAUUAAAUAACGAUUACUAAUCAAUACACAUCCAGACGUAAAUAUUUAUGGGUGUAUAUUAUAAUCGUAGUAGUAGUAUUUUAUAAAUGAUAUAUGCAUUUGUAUGUAUGCAGUUGUGUAUAUU
This is a messenger RNA of Bactrocera latifrons, 911 nucleotides long. It is a transcript of the gene Vti1b, whose product is annotated as vesicle transport through interaction with t-SNAREs homolog 1A. Gene Ontology annotation, biological process: intra-Golgi vesicle-mediated transport; retrograde transport, endosome to Golgi; macroautophagy. Gene Ontology annotation, molecular function: SNAP receptor activity; SNARE binding. Lineage: Eukaryota; Metazoa; Arthropoda; Insecta; Diptera; Tephritidae. Gene Ontology annotation, cellular component: endoplasmic reticulum membrane; Golgi apparatus; ER to Golgi transport vesicle membrane. Bases 97 to 462 code for a protein of 121 amino acids. The transcript has 2 exons. The record is from RefSeq and is a predicted model, not a curated record.